Echinococcus granulosus is the source of this 195-nucleotide messenger RNA. RefSeq names its product Dihydropteridine reductase. Gene Ontology annotation, biological process: tetrahydrobiopterin biosynthetic process; L-phenylalanine catabolic process. The transcript has 2 exons. The record is from RefSeq and is a predicted model, not a curated record. Gene Ontology annotation, molecular function: NADH binding; 6,7-dihydropteridine reductase activity; NADPH binding. NCBI's taxonomy places the organism in Eukaryota, Metazoa, Platyhelminthes, Cestoda, Cyclophyllidea, Taeniidae. Gene Ontology annotation, cellular component: cytoplasm. Bases 1 to 195 code for a protein of 64 amino acids.
AUGAUUGGAUAUGGAUUAGCAAAGGCAGCUGUCCAUCACUUGGCCUCAAGUUUGGCUGAGCCGGAGAGUGGGAUGCCACCCGAUAGUUGUGUCAUCACUCUACUAUUUGGCAUAUUAGACACUCCAGCGAAUCGCAAGUGGAUGUCGAAAGAAGACUCUUCUACAUGGACGCCCUUAGACUUCAUCAACAGGUGA